AUGGAAAAGGAAAUAAAACGCCUCCAAGAACAAACAUCUCAACUAAAACGUUUUGCUUCAGACAUACAGGUAUUUUUAAGUACACAUCAGAUGAAUAAAGAAAUACAUGAUGAGGUUAAGUCAAUAACAAAAGCCUUAGCUUCCGUUAAGAAUGAAAACAUAGAAAUAGAGAUACACCAGGACAUAACUUCACUGCUUAAAGAUGUCUACUACUUUGCUAGAGUAAAAGUGGACAAAAGCACCAUCAACUGUCCUUUUAAGGAUGAAAAAAUCAGUCUAGCCCAAAUACAAGUGCCAGCUAGACAGCAAUUACUGACUGCAAGGUCUGUUCAUAAUACAAACCUAAAGCUGCGAACGAAAUUCACAGUUGACCAAAAAGGAAAGAAAAUGGAGAUAACAGGAUGUGCAAUAUUGGCAAAUGGUAACUUAUUGUUUGCCGACAACACUGGGAAGGAUGUAUUAAUGGAGUAUAAUGUAGACGGACUAUUUAUCCGUGAUAUACCCGUAUCAGCAAAGCCUUCAGAUCUGACAGUAAUAACUACCGAUCAAAUAGCUGUUUCUUAUAACGAUCUUAACUACAUCGAUAUUAUAGAUUUAAAGAAAAUGACAGUUCUGAAAACGGUGAAAUUUUUAUGCCACUGUCGAGGGAUAUCAUACAAUGAUGGAAGGAUUUAUGUUUUAGUGUAUGGUGUAGGAAUCGUGAUGUUGAAUAUGGAAGGAACUAUACUUAAAACAAUCAAGUGUGACUUGCAUGUGUAUAAUAUUACGACGAUCGAAGACAGAGUCUACUACACAGUGCCUUUUUCAAGUACUGUUAAAUGUUGUACUACAACUGGAAACAACAUAUGGAAAUUUAAGGGUAACUUACUUACUGCACCGGGCGGCAUUGCCACUGACAGUGCCCAAAAUGUGUUUGUUGUGGGUAUACGAUCUAAUAACCUUAUGAUAUUGCAAGAUGAUGGAACUGUCAGCAAAACAUUACUUUCCAAAGCAGACGGACUAAACAAACCCGCACGUCUAUAUUACGAAAAGGAAACGAACAUAUUACUGGUGUGCAACAAAUACGACGGAACUGCUUUUUUAUACAAUGUUAUGUUUGAUUAA
Mytilus trossulus (common blue mussel) is the source of this 1104-nucleotide messenger RNA. RefSeq lists its product as uncharacterized. The transcript has a single exon. The record is from RefSeq and is a predicted model, not a curated record. NCBI's taxonomy places the organism in Eukaryota, Metazoa, Mollusca, Bivalvia, Mytilida, Mytilidae. The coding region runs from base 1 to 1104 and encodes 367 amino acids.